Molecule: messenger RNA, 2168 nt
Organism: Glycine soja
Lineage: Eukaryota; Viridiplantae; Streptophyta; Magnoliopsida; Fabales; Fabaceae
Product: amino acid transporter AVT6E-like
Exons: 1
Coding region: 296-1753 (485 amino acids)
Biological process (GO): amino acid transmembrane transport
Molecular function (GO): amino acid transmembrane transporter activity
Source: RefSeq, a predicted model, not a curated record
ACGUAGGAAAGUGGGAGUCUUAGUGCAAAGAGGUUUGUUUCCCUCCCCAAAAAAAUUGCCGCACCUUUUGUGUUUUUCAUGUUAUUCGGUAGAAGCUGGUGACGAGAAUUAGAGAGAUUAUCCAAUCCCAAAUCAAUAUCCAUUGACCCAGAGAUCUAGCUUCACUCUGCGAAACGAUCACCGUGUCUUCUCUAUCUAUCUCUUUCUAAUCUGUAAGUUUUUUUUCUCUUUGUUUCGCAAGAUCUACAUAUUCGUCUUUCCAACAACCAACCAUUUUUUCUGAUCUGCCCAAAAAAUGUCUCACAGAAAGGAUACCAACAAUUAUUCUUCCUUACCCAUUAGCUCGUAUCUAGAAUUGCAGCCUCAAAAUGAUUCCUCAAAAUCCUUACAAAGGCCUACUUUUGACGAAUCCGAGGUGUAUUUGGGAUCCAAGGUCGAUCACGACGACGAUGACGAUUUGGAAAUCGACAUCGAUAAUUAUCCCCUUGUCGUUAUGGGGCCCAAUCACGGUUCUGGGAUACCUGGUGCUGUUUUCAAUUUAACAACCACUGUUAUUGGGGCAGGGAUUAUGGCCCUCCCUGCCACUAUGAAAGUUCUAGGAGUGGUUUUGGGGAUUGUUUUGAUCAUUAUUAUGGGAAUUUUGUCUGAAAUUAGCGUCGAAUUGUUGGUGAGGUUUUCUGUUUUGUGUAAGGCAUCCUCCUAUGGGGAGGUUGUUCAACAUGCUAUGGGAAGGCCUGCCAGGAUUUUGUCAGAAAUUUGUAUUAUUGUCAACAAUGCUGGUGUUUUGGUGGUUUACUUGAUAAUCAUAGGGGAUGUUAUGUCUGGUUCCGUUCACCAUUUGGGGGUUUUUGAUCAGUUAAUGGGGAACGGGGUGUGGGAUCAGAGGAAGCUUGUCAUUUUUGUUGUCAUGGUGGUUUUCCUUGCCCCCCUUUGUUCACUUGACAAGAUUGAUUCGUUGAGCUUGACUUCGGCCGCCUCAGUGGCUCUUGCUAUCUUGUUUGUCCUUGUCACUUUUACUGUUGCUUUCAUCAAGCUCGUGGAAGGACGGAUUGAUGCUCCCAGGAUGGCUCCUGAUUUUAGCUCUAAAACUGCCAUCUUGGAUUUGCUUGUCGUGAUUCCCAUCAUGACUAAUGCAUAUGUUUGCCAUUUUAAUUUGCAGCCGAUAUAUAACGAGCUUGAACAGCGGUCUCCUCAGAAGAUGAACCGAGUUGGAAGGUACACCACAAUUUUGUGCAUCCUAGUUUAUUCUUCCACUGCCAUAUCGGGUUACCUGCUCUUUGGGAAAGAUACUGAGUCUGAUGUGCUGACUAAUUUUGAUAAGGAUCUUGGAAUUCGGUUUAGCUCAGCCUUGAACUAUAUUGUCCGGGUUGGCUACAUUCUUCAUUUGAUACUUGUUUUCCCUGUAAUUCAUUUCUCACUACGCCAAACAGUGGAUGCACUAGUGUUUGAAGGAUCACCACCUCUAUCAGAAAGUAGGAAGAGAUCUCUGGGGUUGACUGUGGUUCUGUUGGUCCUCAUAUAUAUUGGCUCUACCAUGAUUCCAAGCAUAUGGACAGCUUUUAAGUUCACCGGGGCAACCACGGCUGUUUCAUUGGGUUUUAUAUUUCCUUCUCUUGUUGCAUUGAGAUUAAGUCAUCAGGGGGAUUUAAGCUAUGGGGAAAGGAUUUUAUCUUGGUUGAUGUUAGUAUUAGCUGUGACUGUUAGCAUAGUAGGAGUUGUUGGCAAUAUCUAUAGCCUUGAGAGUAAGUCUUAGUCCACGAUUUGGUUUCUUUUUCACAGGAAUCAUGAGCUAAAAUUUAGUAUACAACAUUUGUUCAUUGGCUCUGCUGCAAUGUAAUUCAAACAGCAGAGGAUUGGGGGUGACAGGAUUGUUCUGUAGUAUGGGAUAAGUAUUUUUGCCCCAGCUAUGAUAUAUAUGAUAUGAGAUGCACAUAAACUUUCAUUUGAGGAAUGAUGAAUUGAUGACCGAUUGAUUCAGUAUGAGAGGAAUUUGUGGCUGAUUAUUUUGCCAGACAUAGCUAUGUAUACUGUUCUCAGUGUUCUGUUCUUUAUGCCAGUAUGAACUUUUUUGUUCAUUGAUUUUACACAAGGACAGUGUUGUAACAUUUGUAACAGAUUCACAGAAUUGCUUAACUGGCACAUUUCCACGAUCUAUUUUCAUUUUCCAA